GCAGGGACUUCCGGGACGGGCGCGGAGUGACGUCAGGAGGAGGGCAGAUCCUUCUAGCCCUUACGAGGAGAACAGACCGUGAGAGUCAAGGGCAGAGCCAGGAGCCUAGGGAGGAGGUGACUGUACUCGUCCAGACAGACAAACGCCGCUCCUUGGAUGCCUCCUACAGCUGCGGAGAGGAUCAUCUGAGCCGCCACCAGCACCACGCACAGCCCACCGCAUCUUCACAGGGAAGCCGCGACUGUCUGCCAGGCUGUCCAGGAGGGUGGCACUGGGCAGUGAGUCGGCAAAGCAGUGUCUCAUCGUCUUUUCAGAUUGGCUGAGUGGCAGCUGAGGACCAGUAGGCAGCUUCCAAGAUGGGUGAAAGGAAAGGCGUAAACAAGUACUACCCUCCGGAUUUCAACCCUACAAAGCAUGGCUCACUCAACAGAUACCAUAACAGCCACCCUCUUCGGGAGCGGGCUCGGAAGCUGUCCCAGGGCAUCCUCAUCAUCAGAUUUGAGAUGCCCUAUAACAUCUGGUGUGACGGCUGCAAGAACCACAUCGGCAUGGGUGUUCGUUACAAUGCAGAAAAGAAGAAGGUUGGCAAUUACUACACGACCCCGAUCUACAGGUUCCGAAUGAAAUGCCACCUCUGCGUCAACUACAUCGAGAUGCAGACAGACCCCGCCAACUGCGACUACGUGAUCGUGAGCGGCGCCCAGCGCAAGGAGGAGCGCUGGGACAUGGCAGACAACGAGCAGGUGCUGACGACAGAGCACGAGAAGAAGCAGAAGCUGGAGACAGAUGCCAUGUUCCGACUGGAGCACGGUGAGGCCGACCGGAGCACGCUCAAGAAGGCCCUCCCCACCCUGAGCCACAUCCAGGAGGCCCAGAGCGCCUGGAAGGACGACUUCGCCCUCAACAGCAUGCUGCGGAAAAGGUUCCGGGAAAAGAAAAAAGCCAUGCAGGAGGAGGAAGAGAGGGACCAGGCCCUGCAGGCCAAGGCAAGCCUGGACAUCCCGCUGGUGCCGGAGACAGAGGAUGACCGCAGGCUGGCCGCCCUGCUCAAGUUCCACACCCUAGACUCAUAUGAGGACAAGCAGAAACUCAAGCGGACAGAGAUCAUCAGCCGCUCCUGGUUCCCCUCCAGCCCGGGACCUGGCGCCAGCAGCAGCAAAGCCAGCAGUGUCCUGAAGAAGCUGUCCCAGAACCGCAGAUCUGCUCCCACGGGCUCCCCCAUCACCGUGGGGCACCUGGGCAUUGUGCGGCGGCGGUCCCGGGAGGUCCCAGAGAGCCCUCAGCACACAGCUGAGACCCCCAAGUCUGGGGAGCCACGGGUGCCGGAGGGGACCGCCCAGGACAGGCCCACAUCCCCCCGAGACUGUUCUCAGGAGACAGCCAAGACAUGCAAGAACAGUAGGCCACCGGGGCAGGAGGAGAGCUGUCAGGAUAGGCCCCAGCCCCUGCCAGGCUCCUCCCAGGAGGCAGCCAACCCCCAGGACACACCCCAGCCCUGCAGCCUCAGCUCCUCCCUCGUGGCUGACUACUCCGGUUCGGAGAGUGAGUGAUUCUGG
Globicephala melas (long-finned pilot whale) is the source of this 1556-nucleotide messenger RNA. RefSeq names its product YJU2 splicing factor homolog B (gene YJU2B). Lineage: Eukaryota; Metazoa; Chordata; Mammalia; Artiodactyla; Delphinidae. The record is from RefSeq and is a predicted model, not a curated record. Gene Ontology annotation, cellular component: U2-type spliceosomal complex; post-mRNA release spliceosomal complex. Gene Ontology annotation, biological process: mRNA splicing, via spliceosome.